Molecule: messenger RNA, 1201 nt
Organism: Branchiostoma belcheri (Belcher's lancelet)
Lineage: Eukaryota; Metazoa; Chordata; Leptocardii; Amphioxiformes; Branchiostomatidae
Product: BRISC and BRCA1-A complex member 1-like
Exons: 6
Coding region: 29-754 (241 amino acids)
Biological process (GO): double-strand break repair; positive regulation of DNA repair; protein K63-linked deubiquitination
Cellular component (GO): BRCA1-A complex; BRISC complex; nuclear body
Source: RefSeq, a predicted model, not a curated record
UGACUGCUAAGUUGAUGAAAGCGAAAGUAUGAGUUCCACGGCGAGCACGACAGAGGAAGAAAGCGUUCUUCCAGACACCACGGUCAGUGAAAGUGCUCGGAGUGAAAGUGAUGAGGUCGUCUCCACACAGGAGGAGGAAGAGAAGGAGGAGGAGGAGAAGAAAGACCCCCCACGAGAUGAGACCCCCCACACUGAGAAUGAGGAGCUGAACUCCCUAGCCAGCACUGUGUCAAGUUCGCAGGACUCUCAGGACAGCAGCGACGGAACCAUCCACGUCCUGCUGCCCAAGGUCAACUGUCCUGAGAAAAUCGUUGUCUGCCUAGACAUGAGCAAAGAGAUGACGUCCCGGCACGUGAGCUCCAGAGAUGGGUCUCAAUUCUCCCCACUGUCUCUGGCCAAGCGGGUGAUCGAGAUUUUUGUCAGGACAAAAAGCAGAAUGGACAGAAAACACCAGUUUGCCCUGGUCAUUCUGCACGAUGCUCCAACAUUGAUGCUGAGUGAGCUGCUCCUGUCCCCACACCUGUUCCUGGAUGCGCUGUACGUCCACCAGCCUCCCGCAGACGACAACCAGAGCAUUGAAAUCUUCAACGCGAUCUGCGACCUUGACAGAAAAUGCCUGUCCUACGUGUACGAGGUGGCGACCAAUGUCACGAUGUUUCACAACCACAUGGCCAAACUGCUGGCACAUCCUCUACAGAGACCUGCACAGUCUGAUACGUACUACAAGUUACAGAGCAACGAGGAGGUGUCUUAGUGUUUAACUUUAAGAUAGGAUGGAACUAUGGGCGUUUCGUGAAAAAAUCAGGCUAUGUGUGACCAAGAGGACUUCCAGCAACUUUUUCCAGUCUUAUUUUUAUUGAAAUCUUCAAGUAUCUGUGGUACAAAUGUAGGCCAGUGUUGCCAAACCUUUGCUGGGUGAAUAAGCCAGAUUCAACUGUACAAAGUUGCAAAGACCUGCACAGUAUGAUAUGUACUACAAGUUACAGAGCAAUGAGGAUGUGUCAUCAAAUCUUCAACGAUAAGAUGAAACUAUGGGUGUUUCUUUGAAAAGCAGGCUACGUGUGACUAAGGAGGACUUCCAAGCAACUUUUUCCAGUCUUAUUUUUAUUGAAAUCUUCAAGUAUCUGUGGUACAAAUGUAGGCAAGUGCUGCCAAACCUUUUCUGGGUGAAUAAGCCAGAUUCAACUGUACAAAGUUGGCC